Molecule: messenger RNA, 774 nt
Organism: Dendrobium catenatum
Lineage: Eukaryota; Viridiplantae; Streptophyta; Magnoliopsida; Asparagales; Orchidaceae
Product: ATP-dependent DNA helicase PIF1-like
Exons: 1
Coding region: 1-774 (257 amino acids)
Biological process (GO): DNA repair; telomere maintenance
Molecular function (GO): DNA helicase activity
Source: RefSeq, a predicted model, not a curated record
AUGUCAAAUGCACUCAAACAAUUAUUUGCUAUUCUUCUUAUCUACUGUGAGCCAACAAAUGUUCUUCAAUUAUGGAAUGAGUACUACAUGGAUCUGUCUCAUGAUUAUCAAACCAUUAAGGAUAUUUCUUAUGAUGAUUGUGUCUCAAAAAUAUUAUUGGAUAUUAACUUAUUUCUUGAGAGAAUGGGAAGGUCCAUUGAUGAUUUUGACUUGCCUGAAUUGCCACAUGUCCAAGAGAUCUUUCAUGAUUUAAAUGAUGAGCUCAAUAAUAGAGAAAUAUCUGAAGAGCUAAAUGUCAUUACUCCAGCUGAAGAUAUAAAUAUAAUACAUACACUCAAUUCAAGUCAGAAGAACGCAUUUGAAGAAAUUAUCAAUCGUGUUAAUCAAAAACAUCAUGGAAUGUUCUUCAUAGAUGGUCCUGGAGGUACAGGUAAAACAUAUCUGUAUCGUGCAAUUCUUUCAACUUUAAGAAAUGAAGGUCAUAUAACAAUCACAACAGCUACAUCAGGAGUAGCUGCAUCAAUAUUGCCUGGAGGUCGAACAACACAUUCAAGAUUCAAAAUACCUAUAAAUUCAACAGAAAUUACAUUAUGUGCAAUUACCAAACAAAGUGGACUUGCUCAAUUACUUAAAAAAACAAGUAUUAUACUCUGGGAUGAAGCUCCAAUGGUAAAACGAACAGCAAUUGAAACUUUAGAUAGAACUAUGAAAGAUAUUAUGAAUAGUUCUAUUUCUUUUGGCGGUAAAGUUAUUGUUUUUAGAGGUGACUUCUGA